Messenger RNA from Brienomyrus brachyistius, 492 nucleotides. RefSeq names its product protein unc-93 homolog B1-like. Gene Ontology annotation, cellular component: lysosome; endosome. Gene Ontology annotation, molecular function: Toll-like receptor binding. The transcript is spliced from 4 exons. Gene Ontology annotation, biological process: toll-like receptor 3 signaling pathway; toll-like receptor 9 signaling pathway; intracellular protein transport. NCBI's taxonomy places the organism in Eukaryota, Metazoa, Chordata, Actinopteri, Osteoglossiformes, Mormyridae. The record is from RefSeq and is a predicted model, not a curated record. The coding region runs from base 1 to 492 and encodes 163 amino acids.
AUGAAUGGCCGUUCGGAAGGCGCGACGUCGUCCAGGGUGAUAACGGGGCUCAAUAAGACAGUGCUGUCCCGUCUGCCGCCCUCUCUGCUGCUCAUCAAGGUGGAGAGCGUGAUGAUGGGAGCCGCCUUUCUCGCCAUGAUUAUUUUCCUUGCUCUCUGUGGUGCGGCGUACCGGCCAACGGAGGAGAUCGACCUUCGUAGCAUCGGAUGGGGUAACAUCUUCCAGCUGCCCUUCAAGCACCUGCGGGAUUAUCGCAUACGUCUGCUCUGCCCCUUUUUCAUCUACAGCGGCUUUGAGAUCCUGUUCGCCGUGACGGGGCUCAUGCUGUCUUACGGCGUCUGCUCUGUUGGCUUGGAGAAUCUGUGGGCCCUGGUCAUCGCGUACGGCUUGUCGGCGUCCAUCUUCUCGGCACUGCCUCCGAUGCUGAUGUGGCUGGAUCACUGGGUUCCGCUCCGCACGGGGGCCGCAUCAGAAGGGACAGUGUUUGGUUAG